CGCCUAAACGAAAGCGACGGAGGGGAGACCCGUUUCGCAGCGAACUUCCCUUAGGCGACGCCUCCUCACGCCGGCUUGACUGCGCUUGCGCGGAGGCCGGCGCGGCCUCCCCAUUGGCUCUCUGUGUAACGCUUAGCUUCCUCCUCCAGCUCCCCCUUACCUAGUCUAUCUAUCGCGCCUUUGCACGCCACCUUGUCGUCAGUCAAUCGGGUGAAGUAGGCGGGCGCGCGAGCGAGCGAGCGAGAAAAGCAGACCGCGGGCUCGCGACCAACCGCCGUCCCGCGUGCGCUCUGUUUUUUCCAGACGCUUUUCCGAGGGAGGAGCUAGUGUGAGUGCGCGCGCGCUGGAGGAAUUACGGCGCAUCCGCUGGCGGUUGGGGCGUUCCCUCCGAGGGGAGCAGCCGCAUCAGGAGCCUCGAGCCGGCCCUGGAUGGAUUAUACUAUUGUUUCUAGAAGUCCAAGAAGAGGUUGCCCACGAGUGCUGCUCUCCAUGAAAUGCCAAAGAGGAGUGUGGAAGCAAACUAGUACAGUUGCGUGUGCACAGUUCUUCUAGGGUUGAAGUGAAACAGGUCUGUGGAGGUAAACAGGCUUUAGUUACUGCUACUCAGUACAGCCUUUCAAGAAGCAUUCUUGCGCUCAAGAACCAAAAGCACCAAGAACAUAACUAGCCAUACACAGUACAAGCCAAAUGGGAAGAUUUUCCAGCAAGAUUUGGAACUGGACUUGUUUAGUCUACACCCUUCAUCUUUCCUGAUUCUUCCCUUCCCUGAUCCUGUUUUUUAAUCUACUGGUCUUAUAGUCCAGUUAUUUAUUUUAUAAUUUAAUUUAUCUGUCACCUGCUAAGUUAGGUGUCAGACACUUGCUAUCGCCUGAAUGGACAGGGACACAUUUGCUUACUCCACCAAGUUUUUUCGCGAUUAUAGUGGUCCACCUCGGGGUGCAAGCUGCCAAUCCCACGAACAUGUUGACUACAUUGAAAAGCCAGAAACAUUCACAUAUGCAGACUUUUUCAAGGAUUACUUGAUCCCCAAUGACCCCUGUGUUUUCUCAGCAAAGUUCACCGAGGGCUGGGGCAGCAGGAGAAAGUGGGUGACUCCAGAUGGGAAGCCUAACUUUGAGUAUCUUCUGCGGAUGUUUGGGGAAGCUGUAGUACCUGUUGCCAACUGUGAUGUCAAGGAAUACAAUUCUAACCCAAAGGAACAUCUCAAACUCAAGGAAUACAUAAGUUAUUGGAAAGAACACAUUAAGAACAGCUAUCAGUCCCCCCGGGGGUGUCUUUACCUCAAGGAUUGGCACCUGCACAGUUGCUCUGGAACAAGUAAAAAGAGGGGCAGGGAGAGCCUGCUGAGGACUGGGGCUUUCCCAGAGCAAGAUGUUUACACCACCCCCAUCUAUUUCUCAUCUGACUGGUUGAACGAAUACUGGGAUGCCAUCGCAGUGGAUGACUAUCGCUUUGUCUACAUGGGACCUAAAGGCUCAUGGACUCCAUUUCAUGCAGACGUCUUCCGUUCCUACAGCUGGUCGGCCAACAUUUGCGGGAGAAAGAAAUGGCUGGUCUUCCCCCCGGGGCAGGAGGAGUACCUCCGUGAUCGCCACGGUCACUUGCCGUUUGACAUCACUGCACCUGCCCUGAAAAAGAGCAGCCUUUACCCUCGCUUUGCCCAAAGCAGCCCUCCUGUUGAAAUCAUACAGGAAGCUGGAGAGAUUGUCUUCAUCCCCAGUGGAUGGCACCACCAGGUUUACAAUCUGGAAGAUACGAUCUCCAUCAACCACAACUGGGUGAACGGGUGCAACAUAGCCAUCAUGUGGAGCUUCCUGCAGGACGAACUAGCUGCCGUCCAACGGGAGAUCCGAGAAUGGAGAGACAGCAUGGAGGAUUGGCACCUGCAAUGCCAGGUUUUGAUGAAGUCUUACACAGGCAUUGACUACAAGGAGUUCUACAACUUCCUCAAGAUCAUUGCAGAGAACCGGAUUUAUGUCCUUGAAAACCAUCACACUGAAGAAGAUUCCUCCAAGCAUUCAUACAGAGCUGCUAUCUCUGGCUUGGGAAUGCUGCAUGCUGUCUUUGACUUGAAGAGGACUGCAAAGGUGUUGACCUCUUUGAACGCCAACGAGGAAUUCAAGAAACUGAACCCUGAGACCUUUUCUCCUCCUCCUCAGGCACUCCUGCACCGCCUGAAAGCAGCGAUAGACACUGCCCUCCUCUAGUUUCCCUCCCGUAGUUUAUUUUGACCACUUGCAGAAAUUCUUCCUUUGCAGGCUGGGAGCAUGCUGAUACGUUAUGUCAAUCCCCCCCCCCAUUUAGAAGUCUUAAGCACAGUGAAUUUCAGUGAUGAAUAGAGAAUACAGAACCAGAGGCAGGAAGUAAGGACAUUUAAGCAUCUAGGGAACUGGCAGUAGUUGGAAAAGGAGAGCAUUCCCCCAGUGAGAUUAUCCACUUUGUCACUGACGAAUAUGACUAUUUGUACCAGUCUUUCUAAGCCCUUUAGACUCUAACCCUAUGCAGCAGGUCUGGGGUACCUGCGUCCUUCCAGAGGAAGUUGCACUGUAGCUCUCAUCAUUCCUGAUUGUUGGCCCCGCUGGCUGGGACUUGGAGUUUAGCAACAUCCCGAGGGCCACGGAUUCCUCACCCUCUGCUCUACCUUCGUACCUGGGAGUAUAUGCCCUGUUGAACACAGUGGAACUUACUUUUGAGUAAAAGUGCAUAGAAUUGCACAGUUAGUUUGGGGGCCUUUUGCCCGCCAAAAGAUAAAUGAAAGACAUUUCAAGUUAGAGUGUCUUCUUGAUGACCUGCAGUGUUAGUUACAUGAUUGAUAACUCUUCCCUCCCCCCACAUCUGAUGUGUUAUUUAAGUGAAAGAAAUUAGGGGGGGGGACAGAAGACAUUUCAGUCCAUAUGCUGAAGUGGCUUCUUGAGGUAAGUAAUCAUGGGAAUAAAGAAAAGUGUGUGUACCAUCUCAUUAGUUGGUAUGCAAUAGUCACCUUUUCAUAGUCCCCACUAGCUUCAUUUCUCCAUGUACUGCAUUGGGGGGGGGGGGAGAGAGAGAGAGAGGGAAGGUCAAGGAUACUCACCUCACGCUUGGCAUCGCUCUUUCAGGGACUCUGAGCCAUCAAAGCUCAGUGGGCCUACACAGCCCAAGCCUGGCAGCUGGACUACAGGUGCCCUCCGUAAGGAUAAGCUGGGCCACGUGUGGACUGCAAGCACUAGUUGGGACCGCUCUUUAACUGCCUUCUCGUUUUUGGUUAUUGCCCGAAUAAGAAGGUCUAGGAACUGUAGUUGAACUGGUGUUUUUUUAAUUCUGAAAUGGUGGCACAUUUGCAGCCCAGCUAUCCACACAAACAUCAAGGGCAGAAAAUAAUUUAAAAUACUGCCCUUCAAGGUUUGUCACAUGGCAAGCCCACCCAUGACUCAUUGUUGAUUGUACAAGAGUGCUGGACUGUUUAACGGUGACUCUGUUUUUGGUGUCUCCCGUUAUCUUUCUCCUCCUCCACUUUUUCUGAAUUGUUUCCUGUGCCUAUGCAGAGCAUCCAAAUGAACCACAGUGGCUGGAACUGGAGGCCUGCUAGAGCCACUAGCCAAGCAGAGGCAGAAGCAAAGGACAUGCUUGGAAAU
Molecule: messenger RNA, 3611 nt
Organism: Rhineura floridana
Lineage: Eukaryota; Metazoa; Chordata; Lepidosauria; Squamata; Rhineuridae
Gene: JMJD4
Product: jumonji domain containing 4
Exons: 8
Coding region: 873-2207 (444 amino acids)
Biological process (GO): protein hydroxylation; negative regulation of gene expression; positive regulation of translational termination
Cellular component (GO): cytoplasm; nucleus
Molecular function (GO): sequence-specific DNA binding; histone H4R3 demethylase activity
Source: RefSeq, a predicted model, not a curated record